CAAUCCUCAACAAAACAACGUUUUUUUUUUUAAUAAUACUAAACUAAAUAUACUGUGUUGUGUUUGUGUGAGACUUGUGUGUCUGUGUUUCUCUCUCCAAGUCUUCUCCCCCAAUCUGAGAGGUUCCGAGAUCCGAACCCUCUCUCACUCUCUCUCCUUCCACCAUGUCCUUCUUCCAAUCCCGAUCCAUUUUCUUCUUCUUCCUCUCUCUCUUCCUUUCUUCAGCGUUUGCUUCCGAAUCAGAUCACAAGUAUCAACAAGAUGAACAGGUUACCCUUUGGGUGAAUAAAGUUGGUCCUUAUAACAAUCCACAAGAAACAUAUAAUUAUUACAGCCUCCCAUUUUGUCAUCCAUCUAGUACUUCUGAAGCUGCACACAAGUGGGGUGGCCUUGGUGAGGUCCUUGGUGGCAAUGAACUCAUUGAUAGCCAACUUGAGAUAAAAUUCCAGAAACAUGUGGAAAAGACUGUCUUCUGCCAGAUAGCUCUGGAUGAGGCAAAGGUUAAACAGUUCAAGGAUGCUAUAGAGAAUAAUUACUGGUUUGAAUUCUUCAUGGAUGACCUUCCUUUGUGGGGAUAUGUUGGUGAGCUACAUCCUGACAAAAACAGUGAUAAUGGCAAGCAUGUUCUCUACACACACAAGAAUAUUAUAGUGAAAUAUAACAAAGAUCAGAUCAUUCAUGUCAAUCUCACUCAGGAUAUACCAAAACCUUUGGAAGUAGGGAGACAUUUGGACAUGACAUAUGCUGUUAAAUGGAUUCCUACUAAUAUCACCUUUGGACGACGUUUUGAUGUUUACCUGGACUAUCCUUUCUUUGAGCAUCAGAUCCAUUGGUUCUCCAUUUUUAACUCUUUUAUGAUGGUCAUCUUCCUUACUGGAUUGGUGUCAAUGAUAUUAAUGCGAACUCUGAGAAAUGACUAUGCCAAAUAUGCUCGGGAAGAUGAUGAUCUUGAAACUCUGGAGAGGGAUGUUAGUGAAGAAUCUGGCUGGAAACUUGUGCAUGGUGAUGUAUUUCGCCCUCCUCGUGGUUUAGUUAUUCUUUCCGCUGUUGUUGGCACAGGUGCCCAGCUUGCAUUGCUGGUUCUUCUUGUCAUCUUAUUGGCUAUUGUUGGGAUGUUAUAUGUUGGGCGAGGAGCAAUUGUCACAACCUUCAUUGUGUGUUAUGCUCUCACAUCAUUCAUUUCUGGUUACGUAAGUGGGGGAAUGUAUUCUCGGAAUGGGGGGAAAAGCUGGAUUAAAUCAAUGAUUCUUACAGCUUCACUGUUCCCAUUCAUGUGCUUUGGAAUUGGAUUUAUCUUAAACACAAUUGCUAUAUUCUAUGGGUCUCUAGCUGCCAUCCCAUUUGGCACAAUGGUGGUGGUUUUUGUUAUUUGGGCUUUUAUCUCUUUCCCUCUAGCACUUCUUGGUACAGUUGUUGGAAGGAACUGGAGUGGUGUUCCAAAUAAUCCCUGUCGUGUGAAAACCAUUCCUCGCCCCAUUCCUGAGAAGAAGUGGUACCUCACACCAUCUGUGGUUUCUAUGAUGGGAGGGCUGCUACCCUUUGGAAGCAUAUUUAUUGAAAUGUAUUUCGUAUUCACUUCCUUCUGGAAUUACAAGGUUUACUAUGUGUAUGGCUUCAUGCUACUGGUUUUUCUGAUUCUUAUGAUUGUUACUGUCUGUGUGACAAUUGUGGGUACAUACUUCUUGUUAAAUGCUGAGAACUAUCACUGGCAAUGGACGUCUUUCUUUUCAGCUGCCUCGACAGCUGUUUAUGUGUAUUUGUACUCAAUAUACUACUACUAUGUGAAGACAAAGAUGUCGGGCUUCUUCCAGACGAGCUUCUAUUUCGGAUACACUUUGAUGUUUUCUCUUGGGCUAGGAAUUCUAUGUGGAGCUGUGGGUUUUCUUGGUUCAAAUUUGUUUGUGAGGAGGAUUUACAGAAACAUCAAGUGCGAUUAAGGAUUUUUUCUUUGUUCAGACGCGGAGCACUUCCAUUAAUUUGUUGUUGGAGACAAUGAACACUUUGGAGGGGGCCUAUGGUUAUAUGUGGGGAACCUAACAACAUUUACAGGUAGAAUCACAGGGUUUUGAGGAUGUUGAGGAUGAAUUCUUUCUGUAUUGGGCCCUGAGAUUUUUUUUCCCCGGCUGUAAUUGAUUGUCUUUAUAAUUUAGAUAGAUAGUUUAAUAUCAAACUCUUGUGGCUACUAUUUCAUCCCUUUAUAAGAUAGGUGCCAAUUCAAGAACAAGAACUGGUCUUUGAUUCCCCUACAUGGUUAAGUGGUUAACUAUUCAAUGUAUGUAAGAGGGGAAUGAAGUCUGAAUUUUGUAUGAAGAUCUGAAUAUCAUUCCUAUCUGCUUCCUUUGCACA
This is a messenger RNA of Arachis stenosperma, 2346 nucleotides long. Its product is annotated as transmembrane 9 superfamily member 1-like. The transcript is spliced from 12 exons. Gene Ontology annotation, biological process: protein localization to membrane. The record is from RefSeq and is a predicted model, not a curated record. Lineage: Eukaryota; Viridiplantae; Streptophyta; Magnoliopsida; Fabales; Fabaceae. Bases 165 to 1937 code for a protein of 590 amino acids. Gene Ontology annotation, cellular component: endosome; trans-Golgi network; membrane.